Triticum aestivum (bread wheat) is the source of this 1151-nucleotide messenger RNA. RefSeq lists its product as uncharacterized. The transcript is spliced from 2 exons. Bases 71 to 727 code for a protein of 218 amino acids. NCBI's taxonomy places the organism in Eukaryota, Viridiplantae, Streptophyta, Magnoliopsida, Poales, Poaceae. The record is from RefSeq and is a predicted model, not a curated record.
UAGCAUAGGGAGCAGCGAAGCAGUGAAGCACCUCCCAUCUCCGACCAGCGACGCUAGCAAGCUUGGACCCAUGGACUCCCCGCAAAAAAGGGUUGGAUCCACCAUGGACGCCGACUGCAAGACGACUCCUCUGCUGCCUGCGAGUGUGACCGCGGCCAAGAAGGCGACGGCCUCUCGCCCGACUCCGUUCCCGGAUGCUGUCCGGCUGGUCAGCAUCUGGGCGCUCUCCACCGCCUGCUUCUUCCUCGUCUCCUUCGCAAUCUCCUGCGCAGUUGCCUACGCACUCGACCAGGUAACAACUCCGAUCCGUCUACGUACGUACUUAAUUUCCCUUGGAUGCCGGACAUUCCCACCGAUCCAAGUUCGUGUUCGUCUGCCGUGCGUCUGCGCCGAGCCGACAGACGCGGACGGUGACGACUUCAUCGCGCUGGUGUACUUGCCUGCGGCUCAGGCGGCCGCGGCAGCGCUGGCGCUGCUGCUCCCAGGCCGCCACCGCCGUGCCCUCGCGUGCCUCGCGCUCGCGGUCGCCAUCGUCGGCCAUUAUAUGUUGGUCGCCGGCGCCCUCCGGUUGCUCUUCGCCCCCGUCGCCGACCCUGGGCAAGGAUACAUGGUCGCCCUCGACAUCCUUGCCAGGAUCGGCUGGGUCGUGGGCAUCGUCAUCUUUCCGGCGGGCGACCUCGUCAGUUUCCUCUUCCUGGCCCUCUCCUUCUGCGCUUCUGGGAAGUGAGGACCGAGGAGCAGAACGUAGGCAGCCGAUCAAUUAGUUGAGCUGAGGCACUGAUGACUGACUAAUGAGUACUACUUCUAUCUAGCUAUAUAUGGAAUUAUACUCUGUUGUUGAACUGGACAGAUAUCCCUUAAUUAGCACUUCAUAUACUAGUACUAGUAAUUUGCGUAAUGUGGGGCGUAUAUAUAAUUAGCCUGGAUUAAUUGUGGCCGUCUGAUCUGAUCUGAUCGAGAUACAAUAUCGAGUAGUAUUGACGAACAACCUACGGAGCCUUUGAUGUAGCAUUGCAGUGGUCAUUUUGUUUCUGUUAUGUUAAGAUGUGAACUGAACGAGCCUGUGAUGAUCUGAGCCUGUAAUUAGAUGUGUACUUCAGUUUGGUAUGGUUACCACUGUGUAAAUGAUGGAUCGACUUAAUAAUAUAUGC